Messenger RNA from Thrips palmi, 783 nucleotides. The record is from the annotation of a RefSeq genome assembly. NCBI's taxonomy places the organism in Eukaryota, Metazoa, Arthropoda, Insecta, Thysanoptera, Thripidae.
AUACCAAAAAUUCCAUUUCAUUUAGUCUCACGAAGACCUUGACCAAUUUUAGCUUCAUUCCAAGUUUUUAAUAUAGUUUAUUCUACGGCUAAAUUAUUUAAUAGAAGUUCUUCAAGAUACAUUUUUUUAACAAAUUUUUGUUUAAUAACUCUAAUCUCAUGAAACUGAUGACGAGACAUUGUACGUGAAUCUACCUAUGAAGGUAGACAUACAAAAGAAGUAAUUACAGGACUUAAAUUAGGAAUAAUACUCUUUAUUACUUCAGAAGUAUUUUUUUUUUUAUCAUUUUUCUGAGCAUUCUUUCAUUGUUCUUUAUCUCCUGAUAUCUUUAUUGGUCAAAUAUGACCAUGUAAAGGAAUUAAAAGAUUUAAUCCUAUAGGAAUUCCCCUUAUAAACACACUAAUUUUACUGAGAUCAGGAGUGACAUUAACAGCAGCUCAUCAUUUUUUGAUAACAGGGAAAAAAAUAAAAUGUAACAACUUACUGAUUUGUACAGUUAUAUUGGGGGUUUACUUUACAAUUUUACAAUAUAUUGAAUAUAAAGAAGCAUCUUUUACAAUCGCAGACUCAAUUUAUGGGUCUACUUUUUUUAUAGCUACAGGAUUUCAUGGUAUUCAUGUACUAAUUGGAACAAUUUUUUUAUUUAUUUGUUUAGUACGAAGAAAAACAAAUCAUUUUUCAUCUUAUCACCAUUUUGGAUUUGAAGCGGCAGCAUGAUACUGACAUUUUGUAGACGUUGUAUGACUAUUUUUAUACAUUUUUAUUUACUGAUUAGGAAAAUAA